Molecule: messenger RNA, 1137 nt
Organism: Emericellopsis atlantica
Lineage: Eukaryota; Fungi; Ascomycota; Sordariomycetes; Hypocreales; Bionectriaceae
Product: survival factor 1
Exons: 3
Coding region: 1-1137 (378 amino acids)
Biological process (GO): response to oxidative stress
Cellular component (GO): cytoplasm
Source: RefSeq, a predicted model, not a curated record
AUGUUUAACUGGGCAAAGCAACAGCUGGCCAAUGUGGCCGGCACCGCAGAACCCAUCUACGGACCAUCUGCUGUCCGCCCUGUCGGCGAUGAAGUUGACGGAAGUACUUACACCGAACUCACGCGCGAUGACCUCAAGUGGCAGGUCUUGGAAACGACCAACGUCGAGACCGAGACCUUUUAUUUUGUUGCCGAGAGUGGCCAAAUGGGCAUGGCCCAGGUCAUCUACAGCAACGUCAUGGGCGUUCGUGUGACAGCUCAGUUCAACUGCAAGGUCUUCUCAAAAGACCCCACCAAGGAGCAUCUGUGGUGCUCGACACCCCUCAACAACAUCGAAUUCAGCGAGGACAAAGCGUCCUUUUUCGCCGAGAACUGCGCCCUCGAAUUUUCGGCCGACGGCAACUCCUACACGAUCAAGAGCGCCAACGAUGAACGUGCGAUUGUCAACCUCAAGGUCACCAAGGCGUCUCCGGGCUUCCAGGGCGGCAAGACUGGCCAAACCUUGUUUGGCACUGAUCUCCAGAACCCUUGGGGCACCAUGCGCCAUGCAUUCUGGCCUCGCUGCACUGCUGAGGGUACCAUCACCACCAAAGAAGGUCCUAUUGAUUUCAAGGGCCAAGCCAUGUACUCGUAUGCCCUACAGGGCAUGAAGCCUCACCAUGCCGCCGCAAAGUGGAACUUUGUCAAUUUCCAGGGACCCAAGUACUCGGCCAUCAUGAUGGAGUUUACCACACCCGAGUCGUAUGGAACCACGACAGUCAAUGUUGGUGGCAUUGUCAAGGAUGGCGAGAUCAUCGCCGCUGGCUGCCUGAACAAGGCUACCCACACCGCCGUGAAGGAGGACACGGACAACGACUGGCCUGAGCCCAAAGGUGUGCGAUUCGCGUGGAACGGAAAAAACAAGGAAGGCAAGGCUGUCGAAGGUGUAAUCGAGGGCGCCAUCGGAGACCGGACAGACCGGGUUGAUGUCAUGGCCGAGGUCCCUGGGUUCGUCAAGACCAUCGUCGCUAGCGCCGCUGGUACCAAGCCUUACAUCUACCAAUACACGCCCAAGAUGACGCUCAAGCUCAAGAUUGGGGACGAGACGAUUGAGGAAGAGGGCCAAGUCUUCAUGGAAGCCACUUUCAUCGUGCAAUAG